GGAUUAAACUGGUAUAAAGGGAUAGAAGCAAAACAUAGAAUUAGUAACAAAAUAAAACACUUCAGACACAUUUAAGCUACAGCUAAAGUCAUCAAAAAUAAGGAAAUUAAAAAAAGAUAUAAGAAAAAGUUUUGCAUCUUGAUUGGACAUCUAAGUUAAAUAUUAGUUAACAAAAUCCUUGCAAUAGCUCAAAAUAAUAUAUAUGUCAAGGUAAGUCAAUACAGUCUUAUUAAUGCCUCUCAGUAGCCCACAGUUAUUGUAGAGACAUGUAAUGUACUUGUCAUAUCUCAUAUCAUAUUUAUUUGCCCCCUCAGUUUCCCAUGAAACCUGCCUCCUGGACCAGGUCCUGGAGCUGAUUAUGAAUGAGAAGCCUCCGACCAGCACCAGCCUAUUUCUACACGAGGACUCAGACAAGCCUGAGCGCUCGGAGCGAGGCCUACGCCACCUGCGCAAGGCUCUACAGAAACGUGCCUCAGGUGCCCGCAACAGGAUGUGUUCCAUCACCAGAGAGAGCGCCAGGGCCUUCCUGCGCCGCAACACCUUUGUGCUCUUCACCGUGGCUGCAGUGGCACUAGGUGUUGUGCUGGGAUUCUCCCUGCGUCCAUACAAGCUGUCCAUCAGGGAGAUCAAGUACUUCUCAUUCCCUGGAGAGCUUCUGAUGCGGAUGCUCCAGAUGCUGGUCUUGCCCCUUAUCAUCUCCAGCCUGGUCACAGGCAUAUCCGCUCUUGACAGCAAAGCCUCGGGGAAGAUGGGAGCGCGGGCUGUUGUGUAUUACAUGGUUACGACCUUAAUUGCUGUUUUCAUUGGAAUUGUUAUUGUGGUCGUCAUAAGACCUGGGAAAGGCAACAGGGAUCGUCCAGUGUCAUCUAGUGGCAACAUUGAGCCAGUGCAGGCAGCAGAUGCCUUUUUGGACCUCAUCAGGAAUAUGUUCCCUCCAAACUUGGUGGAAGCUUGCUUUAAGCAGUACAAGACACAUUACAAGAAACUGAUCUCCACAAAGAACGUCACUGUUCCAGUCAACAUGACAGAUUCCAACAUCACUAUCACUGACCUCCAUGCCAACUUCAGCGUAGUCCUUCAGACCAUUCAGGAGACAGUGGAGGAGAUGGUGCCCAUGGGAGGCUCCUCCAACGGGGUCAACGCCCUGGGCCUGGUCGUGUUCUCCAUGUGCUUCGGCUUGGUGAUCGGGAGCAUGAAACAGCAGGGACAGGCUCUGCGCGAAUUCUUUGACUGCCUCAACAAUGCUAUUAUGCGCCUAGUGGCCAUCAUCAUCUGGUAUGCCCCUGUGGGAAUCCUUUUCCUCAUCGCUGGGAAGAUUAUUGAGAUGAAGGACCUGGUUCAGAUGGGGGGGCAGCUGGGAAUGUACACCAUGUCUGUGAUUGUGGGGCUGCUCAUCCACGGCCUCUUCGUCCUGCCGCUGCUCUACUUCCUGGUGACGAGGAAGAACCCGUUUGUCUUCAUCUCCGGGCUGCUGCAGGCGCUGAUCACUGCUCUGGGAACCUCGUCCAGGUGGGAAACUCAGUCAGUCAGGUGCCUCUGCUGUAGAUGCUAUAAUUCACGGAGCAUCUUAGACAUUUUAGGCUCCAUGAACUCUAGCUUUGGUCACACUUUACAGUGUGCACUGAGCACUAAGCUCUUUAGCCUCUCCACAAUAUUUGUGUCCAGAAGAAACCUCCCUUACACAAUUCCUGCUCCCUCUUUUCCUGUCAGUUCGGCGACUCUCCCGAUCACCUUCCGUUGCCUGGAGGAGAACAAUCAUGUGGAUAAACGAGUGACACGCUUUGUGUUGCCUGUGGGUGCCACCAUCAACAUGGAUGGCACUGCACUGUAUGAAGCAGUGGCAGCCAUAUUUAUUGCACAAGUUAAUGACAUGGAUCUCGACUUUGGCCAGAUUCUCACCAUCAGUAUCACAGCAACGGCUGCCAGCAUUGGAGCAGCAGGCAUCCCUCAAGCUGGCCUGGUAACCAUGGUGAUUGUAUUGACAUCGGUGGGACUGCCCACAGAGGAUAUAACGUUGAUUAUUGCUGUGGAUUGGUUCUUGGACCGUCUCAGAACCACCACCAACGUCCUAGGAGACUCCAUAGGGGCCGGAAUCAUUGAGCACCUUUCACGGAAGGAGCUCCAGACCCAGGACAUAGAAAUCGGGAACUCGGUGAUCGAGGAAAAUGAGAAACCUUACCAGCUCAUCUCCCAGGAAAAUGAUACCGCAAAGCAGCAUAACAGUGAGACCACCAUGUGAACGCAAGGGAGGGGAGAGACAUCUUCACAGUUAGGACACCUGCCCCCUUAAUAGUUCUGAUUGAAGAUGAGAGACUUGUUGUUAUGGGGAACAUGACAGCAUAACAAUAGAAUGGCAAAGUAGGUUGAGAGGCUCACACCAUAGAACCAGAAGCAGACAAAAUAAUUUUCCAUCAGUGUUAUUUCUAUGGAUGAAACACCCAUUUAAGACCAGUAUAUGUUUGUUUUUUUCUGGUUUAUUUAUUCCCAACCCCAUAUUUAUCUGGAUUUGGAAAACAAAUAGUCCCACAGUGGAUACUAGUAUGCUUGUAAACCUUUUGUCCUUGAUAUAAAUCUACCUCUAUGCUAAUUAUUAUUUGCUUAUUAUUUAGAUAUGUAAAAAAACUGCAGUUAUUAUAGUUGUCUGUUGUGUAUUUUCAACAGUCCAGCAAUGGCCAAAAGUGAAAUGGUGCUUUUACUAUAAAGGCAAAAACAACAACAAUUACACUUAAAACUGGAAGUGUAGAUGCCUUUAUUUUUGCCUUCUAAUGCAAAUUUCCUUUGUACCCCUUGAAAUGGUUGAAAGUAACAGAGCUAUCAUUUGAUGUAGUGGUAAUCUACGGCACGUGGCUUGUUGCUAAAGGCCAGAGUCUGCCUUUUAAAGGCCAAACUGCCUAAGUAGAGCUUGUAUAUGACCAUAGUUUGAACUUAUUAGGAGUAAGACUUUCUUUGAGUUAUUUUAGUUUAGAUGUGCUUUUUUUUUUUUUUAAAUGGACUGUUCCGUUAUUAUAGUUAAACUGUUUUAGUAAAUCAAUGUUUAUUUCAACCUUUGACAUUUUACUGUUAAGCACUGAUAUUAAAAGGUUUGUGUUCCAAUCAUAGGCAUGUGAUUGAAUGUGAAAGCAUUUGUGAUGUUUGAUUUGGAAAGAAUCCUAGUGAAGGCUAAUUACAUUUUUUUUUACCCUUGUGUUUGUUGUUGGAAGGGUAAUUUAACCUAGAUGUGAAAGUAGUUUAAAUGGUUUCAGUUAUUGACUGUUGAUUUCUUGAACAAACACAAAUUACCAAGGCAUUCUGAUGCCAUGUUUACAAAAGUAGACACAACUACUCUGGGUGUCCACAAGUGCUUGUAGUACUACCAUUGGGUAGAUGUACAGUUCUUUUAAUUUCUGAUGGUAUUUGUGUUGAAUGUAAGUAUUAUUUUGUUAUUCAUAUCCACUGCAAUACCUGAAUGUAAGAGCUCAGGAACUGUGAGUGGCGUGACAAUCCACACCACCAUGUGGGCACUCAGACAACUGCCCCGAUCCUGAGGGAGGUAUGUGAAUGUCUUUGUCUUCAUAAUUCCUUUUGCUUUGUAAGUGUAAGAUGCCAUCGUUUAUUUUUUUAAGUUUUAAAACGUUUCUUGGCCAGAAUAUACCCGACUCGAUGUGUGCCACAAAAUUCCACCAGGGCUAAGAAACAUUUGGCAAUACACUUGGUAGAUUAAAUUAUGACUUUAUCUGUUCUAGAUUAGACGCCACAUGCACAAAUGCAUACAUUGUUAAGGGGAUUGCACAUAUUUUGGGGAAAGGGAGGGUGUUGUUGGGACCACAUGCUGUUCUCAUUUUUGUUGUGAGAGGACUUCUUUUUCUGUCAUAGUUGGUUGUGGCAGUGGAAUACAUUUUUACAUUCAGAAUGGUGUGUGAUAGAUGUUUCCAAAUAAAUGUCAGAAAAAU
Clupea harengus (Atlantic herring) is the source of this 3929-nucleotide messenger RNA. RefSeq names its product solute carrier family 1 member 6 (gene slc1a6). Gene Ontology annotation, cellular component: plasma membrane. The transcript is spliced from 8 exons. The record is from RefSeq and is a predicted model, not a curated record. Gene Ontology annotation, molecular function: glutamate:sodium symporter activity; neutral L-amino acid transmembrane transporter activity; L-glutamate transmembrane transporter activity. The coding region runs from base 272 to 2239 and encodes 655 amino acids. Gene Ontology annotation, biological process: L-glutamate transmembrane transport. NCBI's taxonomy places the organism in Eukaryota, Metazoa, Chordata, Actinopteri, Clupeiformes, Clupeidae.